This is a messenger RNA of Callorhinchus milii (elephant shark), 2145 nucleotides long. Its product is annotated as leucine-rich repeat and death domain-containing protein 1. The record is from RefSeq and is a predicted model, not a curated record. Bases 1 to 2067 code for a protein of 688 amino acids. Lineage: Eukaryota; Metazoa; Chordata; Chondrichthyes; Chimaeriformes; Callorhinchidae. Gene Ontology annotation, molecular function: protein binding. The transcript is spliced from 5 exons.
AUGACACAUUUACAGGAAGACAGUAUUAAAAAUAUGAUCAGUGACCCUGAUAUUGAAGAAUUAAAUCUUCAAGGAAAAAAUCUGACCGCAUUUCCAUCUGUAAUUAACCAUCUUGUUAAACUGAGAGUUUUAGAUCUCAGUAACAACAGUAUCACAGCUAUUUCAGACAACAUUGUUAACUUUGUCAACUUGAGGCAGCUUUCCCUUCACAAAAAUUAUCUUUCUCAUGUCCCUAUUAUAAUUGAUGAGUUGGCUAAUUUAAAUGUCCUGGAUUUGAGUUCAAACCAGCUAAGCAGUGUACCAGCAACCAUAGUCAACUUGAAGAAUUUGCAAACUCUCAAUCUGAACUCUAAUCAGAUCAAUAUUUUUCCAAAACCAAUAUGCCACAUUCCAAAGAUAAUAAAACUUGAGAUUGCAGAUAACAAUAUUCAUAGUCUACCAAUGCAGAUCUCUGAUUUAGUAAGCUUAAAUGAAAUGUGUCUGGAUAAUAAUAAGUUAACAUUUUUGCCUAUACAAUUUUUUGAAUUGGUUAACUUGACACAUCUAAGUUUAUGUGAAAAUCAGUUGACUAACUUGUCAGACAGAGUAGAGAAACUGCAAGAAAUGCAGGUUCUAAAACUUUCCAAAAAUUGUUUAGAAAGUCUUCCCAAAGAGCUCUUCACUUGUGUAAAACUAGAGAAACUUUUAGUUGAUAACAAUCAAUUAACAUACUUACAUAAACACAUUGGUAAUCUGUAUAAUCUAAAAGAACUUUCUGUCAGCAAGAAUAAAUUGAAAAAAUUGCCAUUUGGCUUGUCGCAUCUCCAAAACAUUACAAUUUUAGAUGCUUCUUACAAUGAACUGCAAAACAUUCCUAUUGAAUUGAAAAACUGUUCGCAAAUAGUCAGCGCCAAUUUGAGCAACAAUAAACUUUCAGAAUUUCCAACUGCAUUUAGCAUAAUGCCUAAUUUGCUGAAUUUGAAUCUUAGUCACAACCAAAUUACAUAUUUAAACUUUGAUGUGUGCUGCAUGAAGAGCCUUCAGUACUUUAAUAUAAGUGGAAAUAAGAUCUCGUCAUUUCCCAUUCAUCUGUGCAAAGUUUGGAACCUGACCUAUUUAGAUAUUAGCGAAAAUGGGAUGAAGGAUAUUCCAAACGAUAUUUCUCAACUGAGAAACCUUGUGAAUCUUUAUCUUCAAAAUAAUGAAUUUAAGGAAAUUAAUAAAAAUAUAUGCAAUUUAGCGGAUCUGAAAGUACUUGAUAUUUCAAACAAUCAAAUAAAGGCCAUUCCAACUCAAAUUGCAAAUCUGACCAAUAUUAUCGAACUCAACCUUUCUAACAACCAACUUCCAUCAUUUCCAAUUGAAAUAUGUCAACUAACAAGCUUGCAAAAAUUGAAAAUCAGCCAGCCAUUUGGUGCUAAGCUGAGAGAUAUACCUUUUGAAGUGGGUAAUUUUGUCAACCUACAAGAAUUUGACAUAGAAGACAAUGAGAUUCCAUUACUUCCAAACAAUAUUGAAUUAAUGAGGAAUCUAACCACGUUUAAAGCUGCAAAUAAUAGAAUACGCCAAAUCCCCAAUUUCAUUACAGCGUUGUCCAAACUCCAGCAUUUAGACUUGAAAGGAAAUAAGCUGUCUUCUCUCCCAAGAGACUUUGGCCGUCUGAAGGCUCUGGAAGAAAUACAGCUGGAUGCAAAUCCCCUAGUAAAACCCCCAAUUCAAGUUUGCGAAGCAGAAAAGCUUUUUCCAAUAGAUGAAUACUUGAGGUGUACAGCAAUCAGGGACAAAAAGCUACUAGAAAAAAUCAUAAAGGUUAUAACACAAAAGGUUUCUUCUGAGGAUUUCGAACAUCUUUGCAAGAAGCUACAUCUGCCACACGAAAAUGUUGCGUUAUUGUCAAAAGCAAGAUCACUUACAUUGGAAGAUAAGCUAGCGCAAGCCCUGAUCUGGUGGCAAAAUCAACAACCACCUUCACUGGAACCUUCGGACUUAACGAUUAAUUUAAUAAGAACUCUGGACAUCGCAGACCUGCAAAAGCUGGCAGACAUGGUGAAAGCCAUACGAAUAUAUGCACAAGCUAUCAAAUUCUAAGCAUGCUCCAUGCACACAUUUCUGUCAACGAGUUGCAACGCAAAUGUCAAAAAAGAUCCAUUGUGCAAUAAUAAAAGA